Messenger RNA from Actinia tenebrosa (Australian red waratah sea anemone), 2608 nucleotides. RefSeq names its product Golgi resident protein GCP60. Gene Ontology annotation, molecular function: fatty-acyl-CoA binding. NCBI's taxonomy places the organism in Eukaryota, Metazoa, Cnidaria, Anthozoa, Actiniaria, Actiniidae. Gene Ontology annotation, cellular component: Golgi membrane. The record is from RefSeq and is a predicted model, not a curated record.
GCACUGAUGUAACCAUUUUAGACGUGGCAAGAUGGCGGACGGAGAAGAUAUAGCUGGAAAUCCUUCCUCUCACGAUUUAACAAUAACAGAAGACCAUAACUCCUCGGGCAAAGAUGUAUUAAAUACAAGGAAUGAGGAAGAAAAUGGAGAACCUUACAAAAAUGGUUUCGGGCUCACAGAAUAUUAUAGAUUUUGUCUUCAAUAUUAUCAUAAAGAAAAGCAAAUUAUAAAGCUAUCCUAUGACGAGAAGCUUCAGCUGACAGCAUAUUGGAAGCAAGUGACUAGUGGACGAUAUGACCCUGAAAAAUUUCCAGAUGUAGGCUACUUUGACGUUAUUGGAAAUGAUAGAAGGAGAGUGUGGGAAUCCUUAGGUGACAUGAGCAAGACAGAAGCAAUGGAAAACUUUUGUAUACUCAUAGAACAAUGUUCCCCGGAGCUCAAGCCUUGGAUGGAAGCACAGCAGAAAGAGGCAGAAGAGAUAAAAAGAAAAGUACAAGAAGAAGAAGAAAGAAAGAGGAAAGAAAUGGAAGAAGCAGCAGAAAGAGAACGACAAAUGUUAGCUGAGGAAGAAGCAAGGAGAAAAGCUGAAGAAGAAGAAGAAAGGAAAAAACUAGAAGAAAUCAAAAGACAGGAGGAACUCUUAAUACAGCAGCAAGAACAACAGCAACAACAACAGCAGCAGCAGCAAGAGCAACAGCAAGUUGAUGGGAUACAACAAAAGACUCCAUUAAAACAAGAAACUCUACAGGAGAAAGCUUCACCAUUGGUCAAUGGAGCACCUCGUAUCCUUCCAGCAUCACUUUGGACAAGGCCAAAAGUCAUGGAGUUUAUUCAACAUGUCAAGUCAGAUCCUAGUUCAGUGCUUGUAGUUGGUAGAGGAGAGACCAUGACAGUUAGGGUACCAACCCACGAUAGUGGUACUUGUCUGUUCUGGGAAUUUGCCACAGAAUACUAUGACCUCGGCUUUGGGGUCAGCUUUGAAUGGUCUCACCCAAACUCCAAAAACAUCACAGUAGCAGUCAAUGAAUCAGAUGAUGAUGAAUUUGCAGAAGAGGAAGACAAGCCAGCCGAAAACGAAGCCCAUAAACCACGGGUUGAUGAGAUUUUACCUGUCGUAAGAAGACCAUGCCAUGAAGAAGUCAUUGUAGGAAGCCAUAUGUACCCAGGACGAGGGGUAUAUUUGUUGAAAUUUGAUAAUUCGUACUCACUUUUUAGAUCAAAAACAUUAUAUUACAGAGUUUAUUAUACACGGUAAUGACAGACAUUAAGGGAUUUUUGGUUUACAAUUUGAACUACAGUAGUUACAAUUAAAACCAACAGCUAACAUUGUUAAAUGAAAUGUUAGCCAAGGCUGUGUCUACACUUAUCUGUGAAAGCCUGAAUUAUCACUAAAUGGAAUUAAUCAUUUGACUGACAGUAUAGCAAUAAUAGACAAAAAUAAUUAAUUUUUUCCCCUUUCCGGUAUUCUAAAAUUCGUGCAUUCUGAUUGGCUGUGCGAGCAGACCUUAUUUUCUAUCUCUGACCGCAGUUCGAUAUCAGGUUGUGAAGAUUAUGUCACCACAUGGGAUACCAGAUUGUUAAGCAACAAAACAAAUUGCAAAAUCGUGGAAAAGUAAUUGGGAAAAAAAUAAAUGAGUUAUUUACCAUCCAGCUACUCCCUCUGCCUUGAAAACGGGCCGAGGCCUAAGGGCUUCGGUCUACAUAUUCAAGACCUUCGGCACAGUUUUUCCCUUAAUCCGAACCACCUGGCUGGUAUAACCUCUACAUACCUUCUUACCCUUGAAUACCAUCUUUUAGAGUAGUUCCUAUACAAAAUUAUUCAAGCCUGAUUCAUUAUUGGUAGAAGCAAGCAUUGCUAUGAUUGUUUUACAGUCUCCUUAGUAAGAGGUCUUUAGUUUGGUCUCAAUGGACUCUGGCAUUUUAGUGCUUCUCUUUAGCCCUUGUAGUGUCUUAACUGUAUACAAAUGACACAGUUGUCCAUUUGCCACAUUUUAUCCGAUAUUAACCUGUAACUAUAAGUAGGAGGGUUGUAAACUUCUAACAAAGUCACCAAUUGAAAGAAAAUGGAACUUUCAAUGAUAUAUAAAAAAGAGAUGAUAAAUGAAAAAAGAAAUAGAGAAUGAAAGAAUGAAAGAAAAUUAAGGGUUGUAAUGGCAAAAAGAAUGCAUGGGAACUGGAAAAUGAUUCUAACCAGUUAUCAUCAUAAACAAUUGAGAACUAUGUAUCCGAAGGAGAUUUUUUUGGUUUGAUGCUUUUACAUGAAAAGAUCUGGUAAUUUUGGAUUUCAUCAAUUUUCAGCUGUUAUAUAUAAUUAGCUCAUUUAUAUUUUAUGAGUUGGCAACAGGACUUAAGAUAAUGGCCAAACAUUGGCCAAUAUCCGUCCAGAAUUGGAACUUGUCUGAUGAAUUUUUUUCCUUGCUGGACAUUUUGACGAGAAUGUUAUGCCAGGAACAAGGCAUAACAGAGUUAAAACUAAUUUGACCAGGCAUCAUGAUCAGCAAGUUAAUGACCGUUAUUUUAAGCCCUGGGCAGACUAGAGUAGGUAGCUUUUACUGUGGAUUAUGUUAUUAUUAAACAGAAAAAUGUAAUAAAGAAAUUUUAAAGACAA